GUCACGGCGCUUAUUUGGGUGCUAUCAAUUCUUCAGCAGCUGUGCGCGAUAAAAGUGACAUACGCUGGAAAAAAAAAAAACAGCAACAUGAGCAGGGUUUUCUCGGAUUAAUACAGUCGAAAUUAAGUGUAUAGUUAGCAGCUUUGCUCUGUUUAUUUUUGUUAUUGUAAGUGCGCUGUAUAGCAGAGACAUGGCCCAUGCUGACAGCCUGCGUAGCGUUUGUUAACAAUGAUUCAAUAGUUUUGUUGCGGUUUGGUAGUUUGUUUGUCUUAGCGACUGGAAACUGCUUUGAAAGGAAUAGCGCUCAAAAGAGGAGGUACGAUACGAGUGUUUGCGUGUAAGAAAGCCUGAGAAAAUAGCAAGCAGCUAUGAUAACGUCAACCCCUGAGACUUCAGCCGGCCGGCCGUCUCGCUCCGGGAGACGCAGCGCCACCGCCGCCGCCGCGGCCCCGGGAGGCUCUCCGUCCUCGGUUAGCCCGACCCGCCUGAGUCGCCUGCAGGAGAAAGAGGACCUGCGACAGCUCAAUGACCGCCUCGCCAACUACAUCGAGCGCGUGCGCCAGCUCGAGAAUGAGAAAUCAUCCAUGCGGCUCCUUCUGGAGGAGAAAGAAGAGAGCACGACAAGGGAGCUGAAGAAUGUGCGCGUGUUGUAUGAAACGGAGCUAGCCGACGCUAGAAAAACUCUGGAUAACACCGCGAAUGAGCGAGCCAGGCUUCAGAUAGAGUACAGCCAGCUGUGUGAAGACCACCGCAAUCUAGUGGCCAGGAACAACAAGAAAGAGGCUGAACUGAGCAACGCAUUGGAGCGCUGGAGGAAUCUCGAAGCUGCCCUGAACUCCAAAGAGGCAGACUAUGCUAAUUUACUAGCAACUAACCGCAGACUGGAAAGUGAUGUUUCAGACCUCACGACACAAGUGGAUAAUCUGGAUACAGCCUUGCAGAAUGCCAAAGCUCAGGUUAAUUCAGAGACGCUUCGUCGAGUCGACACAGAGAACCAGAUGCAGACCCUCCAUGAGCAGAUGGAGUUUCAGAAGCAGCUUGGUGAACAGGAAGUGCGAGAGAUGCGGAGUCGGUACGAGAGUCGUCUGGUGGAGGUGGAUUCAGGGAGGCAGAAGGAGUUUGAGAGUAAGUUAGCAGAGGCCAUGCAGCAGCUGCGACAAGAGCACGAAUCCCAGAUCCAGCAGUAUAAAGACGACCUGGAACGCACCUUUAAUGCUAAGUUGGAAAAUGCCAAGCAGGUGGCCCUGAAGAACAGUGAUUAUGCCACAACUACCAGAGAAGAGCUGGAAGGAACCAGAAUAAAAGUGGAGUCCCAGUCCAUUCAGAUAAACAGCCUGCAGAAACAGAACCGUGAGCUGGAGGCACGAGUGCAGGACUUGGAGCGAGCUCUGGACCGUGAGAGGCAGCUCAGCCAACAGCGGCUCUCCCAGAAGGAGCAGGAGAUGGCUGACAUGAGGCAGCAGAUGCAAGCGCAGCUCGAGGAAUACCAGAGUCUGCUGGACAUCAAACUCAUGCUGGACAUGGAGAUCAAUGCUUACCGCAAGAUGCUGGAGGGAGAGGAGCAACGACUCAAUCUUUCCCCGAGUCCCUCUCAGCACGCACCCAUCUCCCGCACACACGUCCACGCCACACGCAAAGGCUGGGGAAAGAAACGGAAACAUGAGGGCGGGUCGGGUCUCUCUCCAAGCUACAAAGUGUCCCAGCACUCGUCUGCUCGCGGCUGUGUGUCCAUCGAUGAGAUAGACCUGGACGGAAACUUCGUAAGGCUCAAGAACAACUCUGACGUGGAUCAACCACUAGGAGGCUGGAUAGUGAGGAGGAGUCAACCAGGAGGAACGGACAUCAUCUUUAAAAUCCCUCCAUCCUACGUUCUGACUGCUGGACAAACGCUAACGAUCUGGUCUGCAGGAGCUCGAGUCGAGCAGAAACCACCUUCUGAUCUGGUGCUGAGGAGCCCAAAGACGUGGGGAGCUGUGAAUGAUGUCCGAGUGUCUCUUCUGAAUUUGUACAGUGAAGAAACAGCAGAGCGCUGUGUGGUGCGUCUGCAGGGUCGAACAGAUGGAGAUUCUGAAGACGAUCUGGACGAAGAAGGCAGCGUUGGGCCAGAGAUUCACCUCCGUCGCCAGGCCAAAAGAAAGAAAAAGAAAUGUUGUGCUCUUUCCUGACCUGUCCCAGCAUAGCAGGGUUAUGUGCCAGGUCAGGAGGCCAGCUGUGCAGUAAUGUAACUGCCAACUACCCAUGACGUCUAUACUGGAGUGUGACAUAGACCUACCACUCUAAAUCUUUUACCAUUCUUUGAAAUAGUUUCUCUUAGCAAAAUGUAUAUUUCUUAUUCAAAGGCCCAUGUCUAAGACCUGAGACGGGCCGUAAAGCCCUCGUCUUGUACACGUGAUCGCAUUUAUGAGGUAUAUAGGGCUAAGGCUAAAUGAAGACCAGCAAUAUUAGUCUACAAAUUUUCCUUCCCUGAUCUUUCCAAGGUCUGUUUCUCACUAUUUAUUGUGCCUUGGCAUGGCAUAUUAUCCUUUUGUUUUGCACUUGCUAUACUUGCACAUUGCACAUGCUCAUGUUAAGCUAAUGGGAUGGUUUGUACAAGUAGCCAGCUGUGGUGAAAAGUUCCUGAGGACUAACAUGGUAGACAGCUGUUGAACAUGUAGCAUUACUGGAUUUUUGUUUUCCUGUGAUUUUCUUUAGUUUUGUAUGUAAAUUACUGUGACCCUGUAUCUUUUGUCACAUGUUUAUUGGUUAUUAAUUUAUUUUGCUCUCAUAAUUUAAUCUAUGUGCUGACCAGAAGCCAUGAUCCGAUUGAGCUUUUUUCAUAUAUUUUAUGUUUUCUUGACAUUUGAAGUGAAACAUGCCAGAACACCUAAGCAUCUAGAGACCUCAAGAUGAACUGAUUAACUGUCAUUGUUGCCUAUUUGUUUACUUCCCUAAAGUAUACACUUUUAUACAUAAAAUUUAAUAAAGAAUACGC
Ictalurus furcatus (blue catfish) is the source of this 2971-nucleotide messenger RNA. It is a transcript of the gene lmnl3, whose product is annotated as lamin L3. The transcript has 12 exons. Bases 369 to 2165 code for a protein of 598 amino acids. Lineage: Eukaryota; Metazoa; Chordata; Actinopteri; Siluriformes; Ictaluridae. The record is from RefSeq and is a predicted model, not a curated record.